Messenger RNA from Argentina anserina (silverweed cinquefoil), 1705 nucleotides. RefSeq names its product benzyl alcohol O-benzoyltransferase. The record is from RefSeq and is a predicted model, not a curated record. Bases 50 to 1441 code for a protein of 463 amino acids. Lineage: Eukaryota; Viridiplantae; Streptophyta; Magnoliopsida; Rosales; Rosaceae. The transcript has 2 exons.
GUUUGUGGGAGCAAGGAUAUCUAGCUAGCUAAUAACAGAAAGAGAGAAUAUGGCAUCCCCUCCUCCCUCCUUAGUGUUCAGAGUGCAAAGACAACAGCCGGAGCUGGUUUCACCGGCAAAGCCUACACCGCGGGAGCUCAAACAUCUUUCUGAUAUCGAUGACCAAGAAAGUCUUCGGUUUCAGAUUCCUGUCAUACAAUUCUACCGAUAUGAUCCCUCUAUGAAAGGAAGGGACUGCGUGAAAGUGAUCCGAGAGGCGAUAUCACAAACACUAGUGUUUUACUACCCUUUUGCCGGAAGGCUUCGAGAGGGGCCCAACCGGAAACUUAUGGUGGACUGUACCGGUGAGGGUAUUGUCUUCAUUGAGGCCGAUGCCGAUGUUACGCUCCGCCAGUUUGGUGAUGCUCUUCAACCUCCCUUCCCUUGCUUGGAGGAACUUCUCUAUAAUGUUCCUGGAUCUGAUGGGGUUCUUAAUUCCCCACUGUUGCUGAUUCAGGUGACUCGCCUCAAGUGCGGUGGCUUUAUCUUUGGCCUGCGUGUUAACCACACCAUGAGCGACGCAGCCGGGCUUGUGCAAUUCAUGACUGCCGUGGGAGAGGUAGCGCGUGGCAUGCGUGCCCCUUCCAUCCUACCAGUGUGGGCAAGGGAGGCAUUCAAAGCCCGUAAUCCACCACGAGUGACAUGCACCCAUCACGAGUAUGAUGAUGUGCCGCAUGGCUCUCUUAUCCCAUUCCCACCCGAUGACAUGGCUCAUCGUUCGUUUUUCUUCAGACCAACCGAGAUAUCCGCCAUUCGUAGAUUCCUCCCCGCCCACCUCCGCAAGUGCUCUACAUUUGAGAUCCUCACGGCUACGCUCUGGCGGUGCCGUACUAUAGCCCUGCAGCCAAAAGACCCGGAACAGGAGGUCCGUGUGCUCUGUAUUGUAAAUGCACGUUCCAAAAUAGUAAACCCUCCAUUACCAACUGGUUUUUACGGCAAUGCUUUUGCAUUUCCUGUGGCACUCACAACAGCUGCCAAGCUUUGCCAGAAUCCGCUUGAAUAUGCACUAGAUUUGGUCAAGUCAGCCAAGGCCGACGUCACCGAAGAGUACAUGCGCUCAAUGGCAGAUCUCAUGGUCAUCAGAGGCCGACCACACUUCACUGCGUUUGGUACAUACCUUGUGUCAGAUGUGACCCGUGCUGGGUUCGGAGAUGUAGACUUUGGCUGGGGCAAGGCAGCUUAUGGCGGUCCGGCCAACGCUGCGGUUGGACCCAUACCUGGGGUGGCCAGCUUUUACAUUCCCGGAAGGGACUGUAACGGUGAUGACGGUAUUGUGGUGCCGGUUUCUUUACCAGCUCCGGCAAUGGAGAGGUUUGUGAAAGAAAUUGAUGGUAUGCUGAAAGCAAAUGCGAUUGACCUGCCUGCCAAGACUUCCACUACUUUCAUAAAAUGUGCUUUGUGAUGGUCUUCAUUUUGGUUUUCGUUUUGGAAAACAUGUUUUGCUUAGUGAUAUGAAAGUUAAAAAAUAAUCUUGUGCUUUGUUUGUGUGCACAGAUUUGGCAAUAAGCCAAAACGAUUACUCUAUUCGUAAUACUAGUGGAAGGCUGUUGUGAGUUGUGACAUUUUAAUAUUUUGUAUUGGAGCUCAUUUUUGGUAGUAUAUAUGUUCCACUGAUAAAUCCAAUGGAUCAAUCUUUAUGCACAGUUUUAAACUUAUUGGGAUCUGA